CAAAUACCAGCUGACAGUUCUGCAUGUGGCUCCGAAGCACCUGUUUAUGAGUUCUUCGUCUGUUUACUAUAUAUUUCAGAAGGAUGUCGUACAGAGAAUUAAGAAACUGUGCGGAGAUGCUUCGGGCGUUGGGAUUCAAACGCCUCAUCUCCGUUGAGAAUUUUCGCUCUCCAAAUUUUCCUCUGGUGGCGGAGAUUCUCGAAUGGUUAGUCAAGAGAUUCGACCCAAAUGCUGAUCUCCCAACGGACGUCGACACUGAGCAGGACAGAGUUAUUUUCGUUCGUUCCGUUGCUCAGUUUAUGGCUUCCAAAGCUCACGUUCGCCUGAACACAAAGAAGCUGUACCAGAGCGACGGCUACGCGGUGCAAGAGAUCCUCAAGGCUCUCGCGCUCUUGUAUUCCGCCAUACAGAACAACGCCGAGGGAAAUAAGGUGGAAGACCAGACCCGCCCAGCCAUCCAUUUCGACGUCUCCAAUAAGAUCACGGAGCUCAAACACAUCAGGUCUUUAGCCUCAGAAAUCACGAGUCGUGGUGCGACCUUAUAUGAUCUUAUACGACGGGAAAUUGAUCUAAGGUCCAUCCGUUCGCACGUCAUUAGUCGUCAAUUAGAGCUGACAGAGGUAGAGGGUGGAAUGAAAGCAGCCAUUCAUGCCACUGAAGAAGAGGUGAAGAAGACGCAGCUAUCGAUAGAGAAUGUGGGUUCUGACGAGAGCAACCUCGAAGCUAAGAUCGAGAAGAAGAAAACAGGACUGGAGAGGGCCCAGAAGAGACUGGUAACACUCAAGAAAGUCAGACCAGCGUUCAUGGACGAAUACGAGAAGCUCGAAAACGACUUGAAGAAACAAUACGAAAUGUUCGUGCAGAAGUUCAUCAGUUUGUCGUACCUGGAGAACAUGCUGGACGACUACGACAAGAUCGAGCAUGAGAAGAUGAUCGAAAGAGAGACGGCCACGAGAAAGCUGCUCGAGAAACUGCGAACGGAAGAAAAUCGCCUUGGCGGGGCUGCCGAUGACUCCGAGGACGAGGAUGAGGACGAUGACGAUGACGACGACGAUGACGAAGAUGAGGACGAGCUCUUGAAGGACAUGGCGAAAGAAAGCAUGAUGGAGGCACAGCCCAAGAAGAGCGGGAAAGAAGAGCCCCACGAGCCUGAAGGUGGCAGACGCGUCUUCGGCAACAUGGUGGGCGACUUGGACUCGGAGUCCCUGGACACGGACACCGACCUCCACCUGGGAGGCGACGGGGACACAGACCUCGACGGGUCGGACACCGAGUUCGGAGGGCAACCGGGCGGUGGCGGCGUCGGCGUCGGCGGCGCAGGGGCGCGAGUGGGUCCAGCUGGUGCCCCAGCGGUCGUUGGAGGAGGGAACGUCAUCUUGAACGGAGGGGCGAAGAUGAAAGGACCGAGGAUGAGGCCUCCCGCCGGACCUCCGCCAGAUAACGACGAUGAUUUCUAAGGGGUUGUUGGCGAAAGGGGUUGUUAAGAUGUUUUCCAGAAUGGCCUGGCCUUAUGCCAGCGUAAGAUCUCGGUCGUAAAACAGGUAACUUGGGAAGGUGGGAAAUACGUACGACUUGAAUGCCCAGGUGAUUAAAUCACGAUGACAUAUUUGAUAGAAUGCUAUCGUUGGGAAAAUGGGAAUAAAAAUGAAAAAACUGAACUGAAAAAUAAAGAGAAAAUUAGAAAGGUAGAGACAACAAGAGAAAAUAAGGAAUAAAAGAAAAGGAUACGAUACGCACGAAAACAUUUUCACGAUACAUUCAGCCUAGAGUCAUAGCGACAAAUCACAAUAAGAAGCUCAGGGAAGAAUGCAAAUUGUUCCAAGAAUGUCAAAGUAAGAAGAUUAUGUGAAACGAGACACCAUUUCCUGAUAGGAAGCAUGAUCACAUGCAAUAGAUCUGAGGGAGUUCUGGACGAGUGUAAAGUAUGGGCAAUUGUCAAUGAACGCGCUGACAACAAUGUAAUUUUUCAACAUGAGUUUAUUAAGAUAGUUGAUGUCUUAUAGGACUCUCUGAAAUUAUUCAUUUACGCAAAGGCAUUCAUGUAAGAUUUUUUGGUUAGGAGCAUCGCUGAUUAAUAACAAGAAUUUUUUAUCAUUGUGAUUCGUAAGACCUUUCACGUUCUGCAUUGAUUUAGUCUUUUGAGAGCAGAUAAGAGAACUAUUUUAGACCAACGUUUAUUGUAUCUAAAUACUCACAAGUACAUUUAACACAAAUACACAAACGUAUAAUUUUUGUUUCCGUAUAUAAUGAACACUAUCUUGUCUGGCAUAUUGCCAUUAUUGCCUUCAUCAUAGUGCCUAUUUUAUCAGUGUGUGUGAAAUUUAAAUCACCAUAGUUAACCCAUGAUCAUCACAAUCAUCAUUAUCACCAUAAAAAUUGGUUGACUGUCACUGUCACAUCACCUGUCACAUAGUCAUUAUCUUGUUGGCGGCUUCGUAAAGAUGAAUUCACUAUGUUGCCUUAAACAGAUUUGUUAUGUUUAUCCCUUUAUGUAUCUUUAUAUCCAAAUAAAUGUGAC
Messenger RNA from Macrobrachium nipponense, 2518 nucleotides. Its product is annotated as clusterin-associated protein 1-like. Bases 84 to 1457 code for a protein of 457 amino acids. Gene Ontology annotation, biological process: cilium assembly. Lineage: Eukaryota; Metazoa; Arthropoda; Malacostraca; Decapoda; Palaemonidae. Gene Ontology annotation, cellular component: cilium; intraciliary transport particle B; centrosome. The transcript is spliced from 9 exons. The record is from RefSeq and is a predicted model, not a curated record.